This is a messenger RNA of Pyricularia pennisetigena, 2157 nucleotides long. RefSeq lists its product as uncharacterized. The transcript is spliced from 3 exons. The record is from RefSeq and is a predicted model, not a curated record. NCBI's taxonomy places the organism in Eukaryota, Fungi, Ascomycota, Sordariomycetes, Magnaporthales, Pyriculariaceae. The coding region runs from base 1 to 2157 and encodes 718 amino acids.
AUGGCCCGCCAACCCAUGAGCAUGGAGGCCAUGCUCGACGAGGAGCGCCGGGAGGUUCUGGCGCUUCUUGAGGGCACAGCUUCUCGAGCAAAGAGUACAGGCGCUCGUUCUCCUUCCCCAUUCGGUAGCACGCGCUCGCCGGUGCGGAGCAUGCUUGAUUUUGGCGAUGAGCCAUCGCCUUCAGCGCAGAGCUCAAGCAGCAAGCACCGUCCGGCGCCUAUCAGGAGCAUGCUCGACUUCGAUGGCCCGCCAAAGCCCUAUCGGAGCAUGCUCGACCCCGAUAGUCCUCCGAGCACCGCAGUCAAGCCGCCAUACAGCGCAACGACGUCGCCGCUUGCGAGCCCUCGCGCCCAUCCCGUACCACAUGGGUCGCACCACCCGCGCAGUUUCUCAGAUGUCGCCUCCAAGCCUGCGGACUUUGGACCUCGGGCGAUGGCAUCUCACCCGAUCGACCCGACCGCUGGCUACCAAUUCUCGGGCAUAAUUACGAAUCAUGCCGGACAGGCCAUGCCCAAGCGAGUGACGCAAGGCGGCAAGAGAGGCGUCAUGUCGGAGAUCAUGCGAGGUGGCGACGUGCAAAAUCUGGUGAUACCUGGUGACAGAGGUCGUCACUACUCGGUGAGCGGUGCCUCUACCCACUCGACCAAGUCCAACAAGUCCAAGUCCCCGGGCCGUUCGAGCAUGCGGUCUUCCUCCCCCGGCACUCACUUGCUGUCAGGACGGCACCUGAGCCCCGCAGGCAGGGCAGUAUUGGAGGAGUCGACUGGAAUGGACAUGCAAAAUGCCUAUCGAAGGCUUUCAGACGCAAACCUUGCACGAUCGGGUGGCAGCUUGGCCGUCUUGUCGCAAAGGAAGCGAUCAGAGGAUGCAGGAUCUGCGCGCCUGAUCAAGGAUUACAUGAGUCCGGAUGGCGAGAUUCUCAACGAGGAGAGCACCGACGAGGACGUUAGCACUUCUGACGACGAAACAGCCCGUGGCCGCAAGGCCAGUCGGACACCUGAUAAUGGCAGUCUGAAGAGUCCAAGUAUAGAGCCGAAGAAGCGGACCUCGCAGAGCUUGCUCGCUGCGGCAGAAGAAGAACGCCUACAAGUAGCUGCUACACAGCCUCAGUACCAUUACAGGUCACUGCUUGAUGACCCCCAGAUUACAGUCACAAACCCUUCGGGAGAGAAAUCAAAGCCCAACAAGCCGGGGAUCCACCCCGUGACAAGCUUCGACUACAGCUCGGGAACGCCGGGCACACGGACCCCGAUAGAUUCGGACACUGAGCAAGACUUCACGGAUAUCAAGCGAGCACAGAAGCUGGUGAUUUCUAUGACGCCCAUACUAAGCUCACCUGACGCACACCGCGCAAUUAGGAUCAUUUACCGUGGCGAGUAUGCAAAGGUGGUGCAAGACGCGGAGAAUGAGAACCGACGGCUCAAGAAGUACAUUGUGGCAAGUGACAUGAGUGAGGAAUCAACCCAUGCACUGGAGUGGACGGUAGGCACGGUUUUGCGUGACGGGGACACGAUGAUCUGUCUCUAUUGUAUCGAUGAGGAGACAGGCAUCGUCAGUGAUAAUGGACAGGUGCCGGACGAGCCCAAGGCCAUCAAGGAGCAGGCCGCUGCCAUUAACGCCGUUGCCAACUUCAGAUCUUCAGUUGUCCUGAGCGGAAUUCCUGGUGCAUCGUCCUUGCUCCCGCUGAGAUCUUCUGAACCAGGAAGCAAAUCGGGCAGUGGGAGCGGGAGUGGAGCCGCGAGCGGGCCGCUGGCGUCUCCAGCCCCCAGCUGCGAGCGGACAAAAGCAGAGGAUGAGAGGGAACGGGCCAUCAACGACAUUACGGACAGGGUAACAAGACUUCUGAGGAAGACAAGGUUGCAAGUGCGGGUGAUCGUCGAGGUUCUGCACUGCAAGAACCCGAAGCACCUGAUCACAGAGGUCAUUGACCUGGUCAAUCCGACACUGGUGGUUCUCGGCAGCCGAGGGCGCAGUGCGUUGAAGGGUGUGAUUCUCGGUUCCUUCUCGAAUUAUCUAGUCACCAAGAGCUCUGUGCCCGUCAUGGUGGCCCGGAAACGACUGCGGAAACAGAGCAAGUACAAGCGGACGAUGGUGCCACAGGUCAACCUGCUCACCAACCCAACGGCACGAAGCCUCGCCAACGCAAAGAUUGACUAG